AUGCCCAUCAACGUCUUCAGGAAACUAUAUGCUGCUUAUUCCAGCUUCUAUCAGACGAUUAAGCUGAUGUUCGUUGCAUGUAUCAUGAUCUCCUAUCCACUACAGUUUUACGUGCCGAUGGAGCGAGUUGAGAAAUGGAUCACGCGAAAAAUCCCUGUGCAUAAGCAGUCACUUUACAUCUACACCACCAGAUACAUGGGCGUUCUUCUGACUUGCGCUGUGGCUGAGCUGAUCCCGCAUCUUGCGCUAUUCAUCUCAUUAAUUGGUGCCUUCUCUGGAGCCUCGAUGGCACUUCUUUUCCCUCCAUGCAUAGAGUUGUUGACACGCUACGCUAAAGGACAACUUAGCUCAUCGAUUUGGGCCAAAAAUAUAUUUCUUCUUUGCUUCGCUCUGCUUGGAUUCACUACAGGAACAUAUGCAGCAUUAUCGGAGAUACUCAAGAAAUUCUAA
Molecule: messenger RNA, 450 nt
Organism: Strongylus vulgaris
Lineage: Eukaryota; Metazoa; Nematoda; Chromadorea; Rhabditida; Strongylidae
Source: the annotation of a GenBank genome assembly